UUUGUUUGUGCAAUUUAUUAAUUUAUUAAAUUGCUUGUAGAGUACCUAUUCAUCAUCGCAUUCAUGAGCUUGAUAUCAAAUAUGUAAAUUGAUCGAUGUAGAGGUUAAUUAGAUGUCAUCUAGAGGGAAAGUGUUUCUCUCUCUCUCUCGCUCUCUUUUUGCUUUUGAUUUAAUGGAUUAUUCAUGGAGGUGUUUGUUAUUUCACAGGAGAACAAUCUCACUUUUUUUAAAAAAAAAUUGUGGGUAAAAAAGUAUGUAACUAAUCUUAACUAAGAAUUGAGUCAUUUAGUGGUUAUUUUGUUAUAAAAUUUUGGUACAUUUAUGGUAAAGCAAGUGAUGUGUUCGAAUUUUGUGACAGAAGGGCUAUCAAAACUCUCAAAUCAAACAAACUGAAAAGUGUCGACACCAAAAUCAAAACUUUCAAAGGUUUGAUAAUUAUUUCAAAAUUAGACCAAACUAUAGGGCAGAGUCCAAAAUCACGACGAUUUUAAGCCUCGGCCUGUUGUAUAGACAUGCCAUACCCUUUACAUUAUGCAUAAAUAAAUCCUAUUCUAUUAGGAGAAACUAGAGAUAUGAUCUAAAGUUUAGCUCUUUUAGAUUGUAUAAGGCAUAUCAUUUGUCAUAGAUUCUAAAGAACUAACCAAGCAGGAACAGCAUCUGAAGAUGUCAGAACUAAAUUAGAUCUUGGCAAUUUUGAUCUUCUAUUUUUUUGGGAGGGACUUACUUCUCUUCAUGUGUGUUCUUUAUCUAUUUAGAUUCUGUUUCUCUUCACUUUAGCAUCUCUUUGUGUACUUAAGUGCUUGCUUUCGAAAUUUCUUUGGUUUCUGUAAAUGAGAUUCACCCGAGAUAAUUAACAUGCUUCGUUUAAACAAGAACAGUUAUCACUGUAAUGAAAAUAAUAGAAAAGCAUUAUGUUUUCAGGAAUGGGGUUGUGGAUGUUGCUCGAGGGACUUCUACUUAUUGCAAAUGCUUUAGCAAUAUUGAAUGAGGACCGAUUCCUUGCUCCUCGAGGAUGGAGCUUCUCUGAAGUUUCAGGUAAUGGCCGAACAAAGACACUGAAAGGCCAGAUCGUUGGACUUAUCUAUGCUACCCAGUAUCUGAGAGUGCCGUUGAUAAUUCUUAAUGCUGUCAUCGUUGUCGUGAAGUUGGUUUCCGGCUGAUUUUAUUAGGCUAUUAAAGAAGUAACUCCAGAAGGGAAAGGAUGAAAUUAUGGCCAAAAGUUCAUGAGGGAUUGCAAUUUGCCGCUCUGCAUUUCUCUGGCAUUUCCGAGCCAAUAUGCUUGGGUAGAUCUGUUGGAUGUUUUCGUUUUGAGAAUCUCGUUUCGCACCUCACCCUGUAUCUCUAAUCAAGACUCUGGUUGUGCUUAGUUACAGCCAUCUUUUGGUUUCUGAUCUUUGUUUGGUAGUUUCAAUUUGAUGUAAUGUUGUGUUCAUCUCUGAUCGAGAAAACCACUUUAAGUGGAAUCUAUUAAAUACGAACUUUAUCUGAGAAACAGUUCAGUUGAUCAUUACAUAUCAGUAAGAAUUUGUGACAGAAUAUUAGUACUA
Molecule: messenger RNA, 1547 nt
Organism: Ananas comosus (pineapple)
Lineage: Eukaryota; Viridiplantae; Streptophyta; Magnoliopsida; Poales; Bromeliaceae
Product: immediate early response 3-interacting protein 1-like
Exons: 2
Coding region: 912-1160 (82 amino acids)
Biological process (GO): endoplasmic reticulum to Golgi vesicle-mediated transport
Cellular component (GO): Golgi membrane; endoplasmic reticulum membrane; COPII-coated ER to Golgi transport vesicle
Source: RefSeq, a predicted model, not a curated record